Messenger RNA from Melanotaenia boesemani (Boeseman's rainbowfish), 2902 nucleotides. Its product is annotated as histamine H3 receptor-like. NCBI's taxonomy places the organism in Eukaryota, Metazoa, Chordata, Actinopteri, Atheriniformes, Melanotaeniidae. Gene Ontology annotation, molecular function: histamine receptor activity. The record is from RefSeq and is a predicted model, not a curated record. The transcript is spliced from 3 exons. The coding region runs from base 59 to 1558 and encodes 499 amino acids. Gene Ontology annotation, biological process: adenylate cyclase-activating adrenergic receptor signaling pathway. Gene Ontology annotation, cellular component: membrane.
CACAUCCAGCAUCCGCGCUCAGAACCCAGAGUCCAGACGGAGAACACACAGAGGAUUUAUGGUUAUUGUCAUUAUCUUAAUCAAGGAGAAAAAUAAAAGACAUUUAACUUCAACUUUGUGUCCCUAUGGUCACAGCUAUGCCAGGGGGGAAAAUUGGAAAUUUGGGGAAAAUGUCUUCUUUCAGCCACAGGUCUGCGCUCACCUCCUUGCUGAAGUGGAGCAGGACGUGUGGAAGCGUUGCUGGACCUGUCCGGUGUUUCAGCGUGUGCUAUGGCAAGUCUACUAUGGUUCAGGCUGUGAAUUAACUAUGGGCGCGCUCAUCCUGGAGUCCAACUCCAGCGGCAACUUAACGCCUGCGGUGUCGGAGACCGGGACCGUCUUCCCGGGUUACCUGGUUGUGAUCUUGUCGGUCCUCAUGGUGACUUUGGUUAUUGUUGUGGUGGCAGGGAACGCGCUCGUCAUUAUGGCUUUUGUUGUGGAUAAAACCCUGAGAACUCAAAGCAAUUACUUCUUCCUGAACCUUGCCAUAUCCGAUUUUCUUGUGGGUGCUUUCUGCAUCCCACUGUAUAUCCCCUACAACCUGACUGGAAGGUGGAUGUUGGGAAAAGGACUCUGCAAAGUGUGGCUGGUCAUGGACUACCUUCUCUGCACCGCAUCGGUCUUCAACAUUGUCCUCAUUAGUUAUGACCGCUUCUUGUCAGUCACAAGGGCAGUUAAAUACAGAGCUCAGAGGAACAUGACUCGCCAAGCUGUGUUGAAGAUGCUGGCAGUGUGGGUGUUGGCUUUCCUCCUUUAUGGCCCUGCCAUUAUCUUCUGGGAGACGAUUGUGGGUCAGAGCGUCGUCCCUGCCCACGAGUGCUACGCAGAGUUUUAUUUUACCUGGUACUUCCUCCUCAGUGCUUCUAUUUUUGAGUUCUUCACCCCAUUUGUGUCCGUGGCCUUUUUUAACUUCAGCAUUUACCUGAACAUCCAUCAGAGGAAUGCUUGCAUGGAAGAGGAUGCCAAGCCACAGAGGAAAACUAAAAAGCACAAAGACGGAGGAGGCUGGUCUGUGUUUUUUGUCAAGACUCGGAAGGUGACGUGCAGCGAGCCCGCUGCUGUGUCUGCAGUCAUAGAGGACGACAAUGUCCUGUCCCCCUCUUCUAGUGUGUACCCCGACACCAGUCAGAUCUUUGUGCAGAGGGAGAAAUUCUCUCCAAACAGAAAUGACUCCAGGCUGUUUCAGCACACGGCCUCCUGCAUGGCGCCUGGCCGUAGAACUCCAGGAUCUCGUCUUUCUAGAGAUAAGAAGAUCGCCAAAUCUUUGGCCAUUAUAGUCUGCAUUUUUGGGAUAUGCUGGGCUCCGUACACUCUCCUAAUAAUUAUUCGUGCCGCCUGUAGCGGCGAAUGUGUGGCAAACUACUGGUACGAGAUCACAUUCUGGCUUCUGUGGCUUAAUUCUGCCAUCAACCCUUUCUUAUAUCCUCUGUGCCACAACAGCUUUCGAAGGGCUUUCUCAAAAAUUCUGUGUCCUAAAAGACAAUCAGUGCAGCCUCAGUUUGAGGCUCAGUCCUGCUAGAUGAACUCAACCACAAAGCCAGUAAAUGUCAACACUGUAAAAAUCCAUAUAUGUUCUUCCAUGGAAAAAAAAAAGUUAAGAAGAAAAGUUUACAUUUUAGUGAGCAUUGUGACAUCAUAUUUGAUAGCAAUACCACAUGCAUCAAAAUAUUUUUUGUUUUUAAUGAUAGUGUAGAGCAGUGGACUCUACUGCGUACAGAAAGUGUUGGUCGACAUCAUUGCCCUUCAUUAAAUGGCCCCAGCAAGGCAGUGUCACAUUUCUCAAAUAAUGUAUAUGUUUAUUUUCUAAAAAUGCAUGUUUACAUUCCCUCUAAGUAGGACAGAAAAAAAUGUUUUAGCCUCAUAAACUUGAACAUCUUCAUGUGUUGAAGCUGCAGUGUGUUGACUUGUGUAUCCAGAUAGAGAGUAAUUUUUAGAUUUUAGAUUUUUUGCAUUAAGCCUGAUGUAAAGCACCCAAAGUUGCUAAACUGUCUGUCUGAAAGGAAGCAACAAGAGAGAUGGAGAUGACAGCUUUAACCAUCUUUUUUUGUGAAAGCAGCAGUAAUGAGAAAAACCUUUCAAGUCCCAUUUGCAUAACACAAUGAAAUAAGGAUUUAAUGGUCUCUUAAUGUUCUAAAUCUCCCUGCUCAUGAAACCCUUUUGCUUUACCUUUUCUACAGAGCUGUUGAUCAGAAAAUGAAGCCCCUUUGCAUUUGCCUUAAAAAAACAAUUCAAGCUUUUCAUCAUAGCUAAUGAUGAGUCCUGAAAUUCAAAGUGAGAAUAAAGAAGAGAACUGGGUGUUUCACAGUGAUAUUUUAUGUGGUUUUACACUGCCAACACUGAAUUUCUAUUUGAAAACAUGUUCUCAAGAUGUUAAAAAUCUCUAUAGAAAGAAAACAUUAAACCUUUGGUAAAAUAAGCUCAAUGCCAGACUAAUUGAUUGUGUUCAAGUUAGAAAUGAUUAGCUACAGGAUUGGCUUCUUUAUAUCACAGGUACAGAAACUGAGGUGCUUCCUUUACUUUGGAGAUGUGGCUGCAUGUCUUCCAUAAUGAUGGAGGCUAGAUCCAUUUUAAUAACAUGUACUUAUAAUGUAAGGUGAGGAUUUUUGUACAUAACACACCUAGCUGAAAGCCAUUUUUUUAAUCUGGUCUGUUUUCAAAGUAAGAAAUCAAGUAUAAUGCAGGUAAUACAUUGCUGCUACAAUGUAUUUGUUCUUUGCCAAUAAUUUUACAUUAUAAAACAGCCAACAUUUGAUAACAUGCAGGUUCUCAUCUGAUCAAUAGCUAAAUCAGUUGUAUAUAAUGUAGAAUUUUUGCCUCACUGAGUUCCGUUAAAUAAAUUUAUUUAUUACAGCAUCUCAUUUUA